This is a messenger RNA of Achroia grisella, 2840 nucleotides long. It is a transcript of the gene Stip1, whose product is annotated as stress-induced-phosphoprotein 1. Gene Ontology annotation, molecular function: Hsp90 protein binding. NCBI's taxonomy places the organism in Eukaryota, Metazoa, Arthropoda, Insecta, Lepidoptera, Pyralidae. The record is from RefSeq and is a predicted model, not a curated record. The coding region runs from base 185 to 1807 and encodes 540 amino acids. The transcript has 7 exons.
AAUUUCUCGAAUUUGAAGUGUCAUUCAUUAUUUGUUAUACGUUCGUUCUCACCCAUUUGUGUUCCUUAGUGAAAUCGUUUCCUAAAGUAUUAACUCAAAAUACAAAGAAACUCAUACAAAUUUAAAUAUUACUUGUUUUUAUCAACCACGUGCCUAUACAUAAUUAUUUGUUUAAAAGUGAAUCAUGGAACUGGUGAAUCAGUUAAAGGAGCGAGGUAACGCGGCAUUGUCGUCAGGAAACUAUUCAGAGGCAGGAAAAUGUUACACGGAAGCAAUUGCAUUGGAUCCUAAUAACCACGUUUUGUUUAGUAAUCGUUCUGCUGCUCACGCUAAGGCUGGAGACUACAUAGCGGCACUUGAAGACGCCAAUAAAACAGUGUCGAUAAACCCUACAUGGAGUAAAGGUUACUCAAGAAAAGGCAGUGCGUUAGCGUAUUUAGGUAGAUAUGAAGAGGCAAUAGCGGCUUAUGAGAAAGGUCUAGAACUCGAGCCGACCAACCAGCAGCUGGCUUCAGGGUUGGCCGAAGUGAGAAAACAAGCAGAGGAAGAUAUAAUGAAUUCACAGGCAUUCUUAGAAAAGUUACGUUCCAAUCCACAGACUAGAGAAUGGAUGAAUGAUCCGGAAUAUUUGAAACAAGUUCAGGAACUCGCCCUAAAUCCUUUUGACAUACAAAAAUUUGAGUCACGAAUGGACAGCAAGCGAUUACGCACCACAAUCGGGGUGAUGCUCGGUUUGAACUUCUCCACACCAAUGGAUAUAGACCCACCAACACCGGAGAAGAAAGCAACUCCACCGCCAAAUACAGAGGAGCCCCCGAAACCUAAAUAUGAAGAGUUACCAGAGAACCGGAGACUAGCAUUACAAGAGAAAGACAAAGGAAAUGAGUUUUAUAAGAAGAAAGAGUUCGAGAAUGCUCUACAACACUAUACUAAGGCAAUAGAACAUGAUUCUAAUGAUAUAACGUUUUACACAAACAUUGCCGCUGUUUAUUUUGAACAGAAGGAGUAUGAGAAAUGUAUUAAGGAAUGCGAGAAAGCUAUAGAAAUUGGCAGAGAGAACAGAGCAGACUUUAAAUUAAUAGCGAAAGCUUUCACUAGGAUUGGUAAUGCAUACAAAAAGAUGGAGCAAUGGAAACUAGCUAAAACAUACUUCGAAAAGUCCAUGUCUGAGCACCGGACGCCAGAGAUCAAGACACUGCUCAGUGAAGUGGAGAAGAAGAUAGUGGAAGAAGAGAAGAAAGCCUAUGUAGAUCCAGUUAAAGCGGAACAAGAGAAGGAACUUGGCAAUGAUUACUUCAAAAAAGGCGAUUACAGCACAGCAAUGAAGCAUUACUCGGAGGCAAUAAAGCGUAACCCUGAUGACCCCAAGUUGUACUCGAACCGAGCUGCCUGUUACACGAAACUGGCGGCGUUCGACCUGGGUCUCAAGGAUUGUGAGCAGUGCUGUAAACUGGACCCAAAGUUCAUCAAAGGAUGGAUUCGAAAGGGCAAGAUACUUCAGGGCAUGCAGCAGCCAUCGAAAGCUCUGUCCGCGUACCAGAAGGCGCUGGAGCUGGACCCCAGCAAUGCGGAGGCCCUGGAAGGCUACCGUGCCUGCUCCACGCAACUCAACUCCAACCCUGAGGAGGUGCGCAAGCGCGCUAUGGCUGAUCCCGAAGUGCAAUCAAUCCUGCGCGAUCCUGCAAUGCGCUGCAUCCUUGAACAGAUGCAACAAGAUCCGCAGGCGCUACAAGACCAUCUCAAGAACCCAGAUAUAGCAGCCAAGAUACAGAAGCUUCUAGAAUCGGGCCUUAUCGCCAUACACUAGCUUAACGGGAAUAUAAAUUGAAUUAAUCUAUUGAGAUUGGUCAGAGAAUAAUAAAAAAUAUUUUUUUAUAUCUGGCAAGAUUGUCACAAAUUUAAAUAUUGACUGUAUUCUAUAUUUGAAUUGCAGGAAAUUGAUAGCCAUCACAACCAAUGUUGCACAACUAAAAAAUGAAAAAUGGAAACAUAGCCAGAGCCAGUAGAAAAGAAAAUGUCUCACUUGAAUCGUUUGUAAAUUUUCAAAAACAAAUAAAUUUUAUUAUUUAGGAAUGUUUACUUAAAUAUAUUUAAGCUGUUGUACUAUAAUAGAUAAAUGAAGUAUUAAUACUUCGACAUAAUUGUUGUUGUUUGUAAUUGUACAUAUAUACCGAUAAAAAAUGAAUGUGUACCAAAUGUUAUAAAAUUAUUUUUUCACUGAUAGUUUAAUGAGAGCCUUAAUUGCAUGACGUUCUAGUGUCUUAUCAGAAAGUAUUCAUUGAUAAAUAUCGAAAAUGAUUUGUUUUUGAAAAUUAACAUAUUUUCUUUAAUGUUUUUUGACAUUGCAUUUGAAUUAUUUUUAUUUUAUUAUUGGUUACUUUAGCUAAUCACAUCUCUGAUCGAUCUCAAUAUUAUUUAGGGAUAUAUGAUCGACAGUUUUCGAAUCAACAACUCAUUAGGACAUAAUAUGUAUAAUUACAGCUAUGCUGUACAAUUCAUGCUAUAGAAUACUUUCGCAAGAACACUUUCUAACAAAUAUAAGUAUGAAAUUAAAUACAUUUUACUUCACGGCUUGUCGAUCGUGUGAUUUUAUUUCAAAAUGGCUUUUACACUAGGCUUGAGGACCAUUCCACAGUAUGUACGCUUUCUAAUGGAAAAUGGAUUUUAUUUAACAUUUAGUGUCAAUUUGUUCAUUGAAAUCAUAGUUUGGUGAAUAUCACAGACUGCCAUUGAAAAUUUACAUUACGGUUUUUGUAAUUUAUUCAAUAAAUAAAUAAUGUAGGCAACAUUGUUGUUUAUUUCCGGUUCCUAACAUAACCUGUUUUGUUGUAAUAAACAUG